AUGGAGUGCAAGACGCAGAGGGAGACAGACGAGACUCUGCUUCUUCCCGGAGGAAGAGGUCUUGCCUCUCUUGGAGCGCAAACGUUCUCUGAGCACUCCUCGGAUCGAGACGCCAGUUGCCACCGCCCGAACCUGUCUGUCUCACCUCUUUUCAGAGAACAUGCGUCUGCAGAUCGGCGUUCGUUCCCCUCGACAGGUCGGUAUUUGUCGGGAAGAUGGGGAGCCUCCUGUCUCGUUCUGUGUCUUUUCUUGCCGGCGUUUCUUCGACAUGGCGACAGCAACGCUCUGUCGAGCCCCCUCGCUGUCGCCUGCGCCCACACACUGCCAACGGAGGGACGUGGAACAGUUUCAGAAGGAAACCAUAAACAUGUCAGGCCUGUAGACGAAGCAGUUGAAAGACAUCCUCGACAAACGAAGAGAAAGGCUUCUCUGGGAGAUGAGGAUCCUUCAAAAACCGGGAUAUUCUCCCCCACAGACUGGCUACCCCACAUAACCUUUCCGGCCUCUUCCUCUCCUUCCCCUCCUUCUUCCUCUCAUUUUUCCUCUCAUUUUUCCUCUCCUUCUCCUUCUUCUCCUUCUCAUUCUUCUCCUUCUUCCUCUCCCUCUUCUUCUUUGGAGCAUGAUUUGAUCCACUCUUCACCUGUCUUGUUCCGCGAAGGAGAUGAAGGUGCACAAACGCGACUUCCCGCUGGAGAUGGAGAGAGGAAAGAACUGCUGAGAGCGUUUCUCGCUGCGCCUUCGCUUGCCCCAGAUCCCGAGACAUCCGCGCAGAACCUGCACCCGCAAAACAGGGUGCACAGCAGAGAAGCGCGAGGAAGGGAAGAAGAGAGAGGAGAUGGUGAUGUGUGGAUGAGAGGUUUUUCUCCUGUGUUGGGUCGAGGUCCUUCCCCGCAAGAUGGAAACCGAAUUCUCGGUAGAGACUCCUCGUCUUUCCGCGUUCCGUCAGGGGAGACGCUUGACGCUGGAGAUCCGCGCUUUGCUUUCGAGGCCCACAAAGACACAAAAGAUCCUCCUGACGCGUCCUUCUCUGCGUCUCCUUCCCUCUUCCUCUCGUCACUGUCGGAUUCCUCAGAGGCGAGAAGUCGCCUCCCCUGGCGAGUUUUCAUCGGAAACAAAAAUACGCCUUUACGCAUUCAAGUCGUGUCUGGGAAGAAGUCCUUCUCUCGACGCCUAGAGCCUGCGUCUUCCCCGUCUUCUCUUUCGCGUCUCUCCCUUUCUUCUUCUCGUUCCUCUUCUUCGUUGUCUCCGUCGUCUUCUUCGGACGCGAGCCUUCCUGCGGUCCCUCGGGAGGAUCUCCUGGAGGUGCAUGCAGCGCAGGCGUUCUCCGGCUCCCCAGAAGAGAGCAAGUUUGUGGUGCUGGACACCGAGCUUCGCGGACUUCUUCUCACAGCCCUGUACGACAUUCUCCUGUUUCUCUUGGCCCUCCUGUGCUGGCUGCGGCUUCGGAGAUUUCGUGGAGACCAUCUCUGUCUCCCUCCAGAUGUCUGGCGAGCGUCGCUGUCCCUCAGGGAGCCCCCCGUGCUCACCAGAGAUCUCUGCGCUGGCUCCAUUCCGGUACCUGCUGCUUCACAUCCUGUCUCUGAAGCUGUCCGUCCCCCCUCUUCGUUUUCUCAUUUGUCUUCUUAUGUGUCUCCUCAAACGUCUGCUCCUCCUCAAACGUCUGCUCCUCCUCAACCGUCUUCUUUUCCGCAUGCGUCUGCGUGUCUUCCUCACGCGUCUCCGGACGCCUGUCCGCUGUCUCCUUCCUCUGCGGUGUCGUUCGUCUCUCCUCCUUCGGAUUUGGAGGCGGGAGGCGUGGAGGGCGCGUUGGCGCUGGAGGAUUUCGCUGGGCCGGCGGCGAGGGGAUCUGGGCGAGAGGGUGAGGGAAGGGAAGCCGACUGGCGCGGCGGUCCGAAGGGAGCUUUUUCGACGCCGCUGCAUGCGCUGAGUCUGAAUCCGCCGCUGGUCGUGCCGCUCCUGUCUCCGCUCGAACAGAGACAGGCGAAGGACGGAGACAGGGCCGCGCGGACCGCGGCAGUCGUCGAGAGAGUCGAGCCGAGCUUCCAGGUGUCUCCGUCGCUCGCCGCGCGGCCGCCGGAGGCGGGAGUCCACGGAACGCAGGUCGACACUCCCGCUGUACAGUCACCGGAGGUGAGAGGCGAGGACAGCGAGUCUCGCCAGUCCUUCAGAAGCGCGCGUCGAUGGCGGCCGUAUCAUAGCUUCAAGGUGUGUUGUCGCUCGGCCUUGAAAAUGUGGAGAACGUUAAGAGACAUAUACCUCGCGAUGGAGAGUCCAGUGGCUCUGCUGCACCGGAGGUCAUGCUCGGAGAAGAAGAGAAGAAGAGACCCUCGCGCAGAACAAGCCGAAGCGCGCCACAGACACCUGACCGACCCCACGCACCUGACCUCAGAAAAGAGCAACGAAGAAGAAGGCGGAAGAAGGGAGAGCAGAGAAAACAAGCGAGAACAAAAGGAAGAACAACAGAGAGAACAAGAGGGAAAACAAGAGAGAGAACAAGAAAGAGGACGAACUGGAUGGAGGGGGAUGCCUCCUUCAGUGUCGUGCGUGGAAGACUCGAGAGAGGGCGAGGGACGAGCAGAGACACAAAGACCGCGCUCUGGGUCUUGGGAAGGCAAACGAUGGCUUUUCCGCGAGCUCUGGCGCACCGCGUCCGAGGGAGACGAACUCGAUUUCAAUUGUCUCAAAGGAGACAUGGCUGUCUAUCUCCACUUCCUCAGGACGGCCCGGGCAUGUUGUCAGGCCCUCUGCAUUGCAGGUUUCUUGGUUCUGAUUCCGCUGUACGUGGUGGGCGAGAAGCCACACAGAGAGUUUUACACUUUCCUCGACAUGUGCACCGCGGUCGACAAAUCGUCCAAAAGCGUUCUCUGGAGCAUGUACGGAGUGUCUUGGAUCUUCUCCGUGAUGGUCUACUACGCGAUCUACCAAUUCUGGCUGUUCUUGAAGGCGAUUCGCAGCCAGCUGAUCCCGGCGCGUCCGUCGGUCGGAGCUCAAGUGUCUCCUUUCCGCUUUCCCCGCUCGACAGGGCACGGCUGGUGUGCGCCGCAGGUCAUCGGCAGGCGAUCGCCGCUGAGUGGGCCUUUGCCCGCGUCUUUCGCUCCCGCGUCCACGACAUCGACAGAAGAGGGUACGGCGCUACCUCCCGCAGCAAAGGACGCUUGUCAGGAAAUGCCGACGCUUGCGCCGCUCCGUGAUCCUUCACAGCAUUCUACGAAUACUCCACAUCCUCACCCUCUGCCCCCCACCCCCCUGUCUUCUUCCUCGUCCUCCUCGUCUUCCUCUGCUCGCGGGAUUUCCUCUUCUUUUGCUUCUUCGUUUUCUUCUUUUCCGCCUCGAGGCGACGGUGCGUGGCUGGCGCCGCCACAAGCCUUCGCGGUGAUGCUGACGAACGUCGAUCGACGCGUAGUGGAUGCGCAUGCGUUCGCCGCGGCCUUUGUGGACCUCCACCAACUGUACUGCAGUGUGUGUACACCCGGGCGCAUGCGGCAGGUGCGCCUGCUGCAGGCGGAACAGGCGAAGAACGCGCGAGAAGGGAGACGCCGAGGCCGGACUCAGGCUCUGGGGACCGACGACUCUGCUCUGCUGCUGCAGGCGGAAGAGCGACGCACAGACAAAGGCCUCGAGAGCACUUUGUCUUGCUCCGUUUCCGACAAGCAAAGAAGCCAGCGACGAAGAGAGGAAAGCGCCAGAAGUCGUGACUCAGACACCCAUCUUACAAGCAAAGCGAGAAGCAGACAGAAAGGCAGAGAGAGAAGCGGAGAAGGCAGUGGAGAGAGAAGUGGAGGGAGAAGAGAAGAGCGAAGCAGAGAGGAGGCUGAGAGCAGCGGAAAGGGGGGACAAUGGAGAGAGGUGGUUGGCGCGAAGGCCGUGAGAAGCGCGUCGCCUUCGAGAGCGACGGGGGCGGGAGAACUGGAGAGCGACAGAACGAGGCCAGAAGAAGAAAAGCAAAAACUGGAAGGCAGAGAGAAAAACAAAUGCUUGCACAAGUCGCCGAGCAAUCCUGAAGAACUUACGCGGCUGGGGCAGACACAUGCAGACCAAAGAAACUUUGACAAGGGGGAUAGCGACUCAGAAGAACUCUGCUCCUGCUUUGUCCCCGGCUCCAUCUCCUGCAAGUGCUCGUGCGUCCUCAAAGUCAGACUCGUCAUGCAGUGCGGGAAGCGAACAUGCGUCGAUGACACCCUGCCGCCCCGAACAUAUCUUCGCCUCCAUCCGCCGGCGGACGGGGGCGGACUGGUGUCUCCGAGCGCCCUCCGACUGUCUCCAGGGACGCCUCUGGCUUCUGUCUCAGGAUUCGACGGAUCUCAUUUCCACGGCAAUUCGCUCGGUGCCUUGGCGCUUCCUUCGUCGCAGGAGAUCCGCCGGGCCGCGCCGCUCGCAGCGUCUCCGUCGCCGUUCGCGCGAGACGGCCGCUUGCCGCCGCUUCUCUCGCCGGCCUCGCUCUUUCUCCACGACCGCUCAGCUGUAUGGACACCCGAGGAAGAUCGAUUCUUUGCAGGCGAAGAGGCGCAGGAUACACCAGUGAUUUUUACCCCCGCCGCGCACCAGCAGUCCAGGAAAAGGGGAUCGACGCACGAGCCGGGAGAACGAGACAGCGAAGGAAGAGGACAAGCGAGAGAACAAGGAAGAGAACAAGGAAGAGAAGGAGGAGAACAAGGCAGAGAAAGAAGGAGUGAAAGAGAGGGAAGGGAAGGCGAGGAAAAAGCGGGAGGUCGCGGAUCGACACGAUGCUGCGGGUGUCGAGGGAGAAGCGCCAGAUGUGACCGAGACGAUGAGGAGAGAGACGAAGCUCCAGUCUCGAGGCGACCCCCAUGUCGUCCUCUCGCGCCCUACCGAAACGCUGGAAUCGCCUUCGUCGUCUUCGACAACCAAGUUUGCGCCAAGGAAGCACUCCACAACUCUUAUCGGUACCGCGCCGCGAGUCGCGCUCAAGGCCGAGACGCCGCUGUCUCUUUCUCCAAAGUUCGCUUCUCGCCGGCUCCCGCCCCGUCCGACGUCAACUGGGAGCAUCUGCAUGUGUCUCGCCUCAGUCAGGUGAGCCGCGUAGUGGGGUUGAACGCUCUCCUCGUCGUGCUCUGCGUGACAAUCAUUUCACCAGUGGCGGUGUUGAAUGAGUUAACACCCAUUGUCGAGUCCAUCGACGAACAACUCAUCGAACACCGCCUGACGCGUCUGACCAUCACCGCCUGGCUGCCGCCUUUGAUUCUGCUCUGCAUUAACAGUUUCGUCCAGCCGCUCUUGGUGUCCUACGUUGCUGCCGGAUCCGGGUACUGGCUCAAGUCGGUGGAGACGGCGUACACUGUGCACGGCAACAUCGUUUUCCAGAUUUUGAACACUUUGGUUAUUCCUCUUCUCUCGCUUUCGUCCAUCGACUCGGUCAUGCGGAUCAUGUACACAAACGAAAUACGCGACUGGUCGUUGAUUCUCGGCUUCACCCUCAUGCACUCCAGUGGGAGUUUCGCUCUCCGUUACCUCCUCAAUCUUACCUUCCUCGGAACCGCCAACGAAAUGCUACAAAUCUUCCCUCUCAUCAUGUCUCGCAUCGAUACGUACUUUUACGGUUCGGCGGAAAGACGAAAGUACCCUUUUGAUAUCGGCUACGCUUACGCACAAGCGCUCUCGGCUUUCACUCUCGUCCUCAUGUUCAGCGUGGUCGUCCCUUUGAUCCUCCCCCUGGGCAUUCUUUACUUUUGUUUUCGGUACCAAGUUGACAAGUACAACUACAUGUUUCACGUCUACGCCGACCUCGACUUCAACUCGAACGGCACACUCGCUGUGACAGCUAUAAAGUACAUGCUCUUCGCGGUCUCGUUCAUGCAAUUCGCCAUGGCUGGAUUUUUCCUCUCCCAGGACGACACCUGGAUGCCUGUCGCCGGCGGGUUCAUGUUGUUUUUCUCUCUCAUGUCCUGGGUGACCCUUUUGUGCUACUCCGUCGUUCCACCAGAGUCCAUCAGUGCCAGAGAAGCCUCGCGCCUAAAAAACAGCGAAGGCGUCCAAGUGCUUCUCCCGCGGCAACGGCAAGAACUUCGAGAGGCUUAUCGGCAACCGUGUGGCAUUGCUUCUGUCUGUGAUUGUGCCGUUUGA
Messenger RNA from Toxoplasma gondii ME49, 6081 nucleotides. RefSeq lists its product as hypothetical. Gene Ontology annotation, molecular function: calcium-activated cation channel activity. The transcript is spliced from 13 exons. NCBI's taxonomy places the organism in Eukaryota, Apicomplexa, Conoidasida, Eucoccidiorida, Sarcocystidae. The coding region runs from base 1 to 6081 and encodes 2026 amino acids. Gene Ontology annotation, cellular component: plasma membrane. The record is from RefSeq and is a predicted model, not a curated record.